Messenger RNA from Macadamia integrifolia, 2256 nucleotides. RefSeq names its product tRNA (guanine(37)-N1)-methyltransferase 1. Gene Ontology annotation, biological process: tRNA N1-guanine methylation. The coding region runs from base 24 to 1874 and encodes 616 amino acids. The transcript has 9 exons. Gene Ontology annotation, cellular component: cytoplasm. The record is from RefSeq and is a predicted model, not a curated record. NCBI's taxonomy places the organism in Eukaryota, Viridiplantae, Streptophyta, Magnoliopsida, Proteales, Proteaceae.
UUAUCAGUCUUUGAGUUAUUUCCAUGGUAAUGAAGACUGUUCUUCGAUGCAACUCGCUUCCUUUCGGCAUCAUCUGUGCAAGGCGCCUACCUCAGACGCCAUUGCCAUUGCAUUCGAGAACCUCGAUUCUCCCUUUGUUCUGCACCAAUUCUUCAACCAUAGCUGUAACCCUAGACAGGGACCUCGCUUACGGACCUUCUCUUCUUAAGGGCAAAAGACCAUAUCUACAAGAACAAGGACGACAACAACACCAGCUCCCUCACUUUCCCGUAAGAAUCCCUAAUGAGGAGGAAAAGGAGGAAGAAGAAGAAGGGAGUCUAAUCGAUAAGGAGAGCUUCUCUCGUGUCUUCGACGUAGCUGCUAUUAGGGUCCCUUCAGAGGAUUGUUUUGCCCUUGAAAACCGUUUAAGAGGCCAUCUCUUGAACUGGCCUCGAGUUCGGAACAUCGCUAGGGUUCCUGGGGAUGAAAUGGACGAUGAAUUUAGGAAGAUUUUGGGAGAGCAGUGCUGCAAUGGAGACGGUGACGACGAAGAAGUAAGGUUAGUUGAUUUGGACCGGCGUAUAUAUGGGAAAGCUGAUGGUGAUGGCGAGAGUCUGAGCCCAAUUUUGUAUAGGGACAUGCUGGCAAAGACGUUCAAUUCCCGUGGUUUUGUGAAAUUCCGGAACCUUGCUAAGAUUUCGAGACCGAAAAGGAAGAACAGGAGAAAGGAGGGUGAGGGAAUUCAAGGGAAGAAGAGAAUUGGGAAGAAUGAUUUUGUCGUGGUCGAGGUUAUUGAAGACAAUGACGAAGAAGACGAUAUGAGCGGCCUUCUAGGCGAUGACUUUAAAAGGGGAAGAUGGAGAGGUUCCACGAGGUUGCUGCUUCUGGACGAGCAAUAUGCUAACAAAGGAGUCGAAGACCUCCCCGAGGCUGUCAAGGCUGUGUUAAAAGUAGAUGCCACGCAAACUUCAUCAAAAUGUGAACUCGUUCGAUGUGGGCUGACCUUGUUUUACGAUUAUUGGCAAAUGCAUGAGAUCUUAGAAUCCCUGCUACCAAAGGGUUUGAUUGUUCCUGCGGCUUUUGAAACGGUUGGGCACAUAGCACACCUGAACCUUAGAGAUGAACAUUUACCGUACAAGAAACUCAUUGCUCAGGUGGUCUUGGAUAAAAAUAAACACAAGAUACAAACAGUUGUCAAUAAGGUUGAUGCCAUUCAGAACGAAUACAGAACAAUGCAGCUUGAAGUUCUUUCUGGCAAUCAUUCGCUUGUAACUACUGUUGUUGAGAAUGGGAUUCGGUUCAAUGUUGAUUUAGCCACAGUAUAUUGGAAUUCAAGAUUGGCAACUGAAAGACAAAGACUUGUCAACUUCUUCACAAGCAAAGAUGUUGUUUGUGAUGUUUUCUCUGGGGUUGGUCCAAUAGCAAUAUCUGCAGCGAAGAAAGUAAAGCGUGUAUAUGCCAAUGAUUUAAACCCUUCAGCGGUUGAAUAUCUGGAAAGGAAUUGUGUCCUCAACAAACUUGAGAGAAAAAUUGAGGUAUUUAACAUGGAUGGUAGGAGGUUCAUAAAUGCUAUGUUUGCAAGUGAAAAGGCAGAGUCCAUCACUCAAGUGGUUAUGAAUUUGCCAAAUGAUGCAACAGAGUAUCUAGAUGCAUUCACUGGCAUAUUUAGAGGAAGACCCAAGGAGAAAGAAACAACCUUGCCAAUUAUUCAUGUUUAUGGAUUCUCCAAAGCUCAAGAUCCUGAGUUCGACUUCCAUGAGCGGAUAAGCACUGCACUUUCAGAGGUAGCAGUUAUGGCAGAAAUGCAUAGGGUUCGCCUUGUUGCACCUGGAAAAUGGAUGCUGUGUGCGUCAUUUUCUCUCCCACAUAAUGUUGCAUAUGCAAAACAAUGUUGAAUUGUUCAAUAGAACUGAGAUUGAUACCAAGGGUGGUUGUGGAGUUACCUGCACCUGCAGUGUGUGGUGGAGACAACAAACAAGCAUUUUCUUGUCCUGCUGUAGUUGUUUUACAGAAAUAGAAUUUGUUUCUCCCUUCCCUCUUCCAAAAUCCUUCUUUGGUUAUUCCUUGUCACUGGUUUUUCAUUAUACAAGAUCUCUUUGUCCUGGGCAUUGAAAGGAUUAGUGAUGUGAUGACUGCAAAUAUGCAGGGGACAAAACAAUGUUGAAUUGUUCAAUAGAACUGAGAUUGAUAUUAAGGUUUGUCGACUCUAAAUAUUGGUGUCAUUAGAGUCAAAAGCAUCCUAUACAAAUGUUUGUGUUAGUCACAGUUCUUCGGAAA